GCUCCAGUUUGAUACCGUGUCCCAUUCCAUAGUAUCAGUAUGACACCAUAUCCUGCCCUACAGCUCUGUGUUCCUCAGCCCUGCAGCCUUCCUCUCGCCAUGCUCCUCCUCACCAUCCACGCGCUGACCUUCGCUGUGGGUUUUCCUGCCAACAUCAUCACCUUCAUCAUCCUCCUCACCAAAAUCCGAUGUCACCGUCCUCAUCCCCAGCUCACGGCUGCCGAUCUCCUCCUCCUCCACCUCACCACCGCCGGCCUCCUUGUCCUCCUCUUCCUUGCCUUCAAGUUGGCUGAGGUGGCUGCCAACAUGUUGUGGCCCUUCCCCAAAGCGCUCUGCCCCAUAGCAAACUUCUGCUUCUACUCCAGCAUCUACCUCAGCACUCUCUUUAUGGCUGCCCUCAGUGUGGAGCGCUACUUUGGGGUCGUGUUCCCACACCGCUACAACCGGCGCCGGAGGUUAUGGCGGACGAUGGCCGCCAGCGCCGUCCUUUGGGUGGUGGCAUUGUCCCAUUGUUCCAUCGUCUUUGUGGCAGAACAUCACAGAGAGUUUGGGGUCAGUGGGUCUGAGGCUGAUGGGGAACGUGGUUUCGGGCUGUAUCAGAUCAAGAAUUGGGCAUCUGGAAUGGACAAUUCCACUCACGUUGACCCCAUUGGGCUGAAGAUGGACAACUCCCAUUGUUUUGGGGUCAAUGGAUUCCAGCUUGGGGGAUUUGAGUUGACCCAACUUAACGGCAUUGACACCGAUGUCCCCAACACCUCCACUGCUGACGUCACCGCUCCCAGUGGAUCGAAGAUCCCCAGUCUCAACAUCUACAGGAUCUCCAGCCCCAAGACCGACCUCAACAUCUCCGCCCUCCAAUUCUCUGCCUGCACAAACACAAACACACCCCACAUCCCCACCACCACCCCAUGGACCUCUCAGAACACCUCUGAGACUAAACACCGCUGGGGCUGCCAGUGCUACGAUGACUUCUCCCCAACCCAGCUGCGCUUCGUUCUCCCGCUACGCCUCAAGCUCUUCCUCGUCCUCUUCCUCCUCCCCUUUGCC
Messenger RNA from Meleagris gallopavo (turkey), 1047 nucleotides. NCBI's taxonomy places the organism in Eukaryota, Metazoa, Chordata, Aves, Galliformes, Phasianidae. The record is from RefSeq and is a predicted model, not a curated record.